AUGAACAACCCCAAUGGGACAACUGCAAUGGGACAUGAUAGCACCAUGGCCCAGAGUAAUGGAUAUGGGAGCGAUGCCUGGACAAGCAUGAGCCCUUACAGUCAAAGCCCAUAUAGCGCAAGCCCCUUGACUGAAUAUCCAUCCUUUGGCGCCUUUGUCAGUCAUGGACUGCCCUCGGAAUCAAUAAAUCGAAUGCCUCCUCCUCCACCGCAAACACAUCAGAUGAUACAGCCAUCCCCAACUCCUAUGGCUCACCAUCAACUGCCACUUUUGAAUACAACUUGGCCGAGCCAACUGACAAACCCUGCUCCGCCACAGAGUUACUCAGCACCACCCUUAUCAAUGACACCUGCUACCAGCGCACCGCCUGUGGAGCCCCCUAGGUUACCGACACAGCACGAGAAAUCGAGGAAGACUCUUACCACGGAACAGAAACGAGCCAUGUGCCAAUUCCAUGAAGAUAACCCUGGUACCCGACAAGCCGAUAUUGGAGCCCGAUUCGGCGUUGAAAGAAGCACCGUUUCCAAGGUUUUGAGGCAUAAAGAUCAGUAUCUAAAGCGAGACCAAGAGCCAGAAAAUGCCGCUGUCAAGCGUGGCAAGGGCAAGCAUCCAGAUUUCGACCGGACACUCAGCAACUACGUCAGGAGGCAGCAACAGCGAGGGUUCCAAGUCAGCGACGAGGAGAUUAUGGAACAGGCGAGGCUUUUUGCUCAUGCGAGUGGAAACCAGGAGAGUGUCUUGAAUAAUUUGAAUAGCAGCUGGCUGCAAAAGUUUAAACAAAAGCAUGGAAUUGGACCAGGCAAGCUCAUGAGGCGGGCUUCAGAGGCAAACAUUCCGGAUAGUGCAAGACUCUCGACACUUACCUCGAAGUCCAGCGAUCUAUCGCCUUCGCCAACGGGCCAGCUUUCACCGCUUUCAGGCAGUCGGAGUGAUGAGGAGGCACACGUUGAUGGAAUAGACUUCGACUUCGGGUAUAAGCAUCCCGAGUCCCAGUCAACAACCUCACUUUCGAGCGACUUUCGAGAUAACACAGCCUCUUCAUUCUCAGCUGGAACCAUGAGCCCGACUGGAACUUUUACUUUCUCCCCUGACCCCAAUGUGGGAGGAUUCCCCAUGGAUCAACUUCGAGGUACCGAUUACCAGCACAGAGAGAAAAGAAGCAACACAUUCCCGUCACUCAACAUUGACUACGUGAAUCAAGUCUCAUCGUCAACGGAACCAAUAACUCCCCGUCACCCUCCAUCUUCAACCGCGCCGUCUUCGGCUUUAGAAUCGCCGCAGCAUGAACUUCAGGCGCCGUUUAGUAUCGAUACAAACGUCAACUCACCCCCUCCAAUGCUACGCCGCAGUAGCAGCAACUCAAGUAUAAAUCGAUCCACAGCAGCGACAAGUGCUACUUCAUCCACACCUCUCGAUUCAUCUCCAGUCUCGCCCUCCCAGGAGGACGCCCGCCGGGCCGCACAGACACUCCUGAACUACAUACAAACUGCUGGCACUUUCGACUCUAACGAUUAUAUGUCAAUCGUUCAGCUGACCAAAAAGCUCAAGAUCCACCAAGGUAGACCGUCGAUAGGAGGACUCUCUCGAAUCCCGGAAGGUGAUGUUGAAGCCCCUGUCCUACUAUCGACCAAGAUGGAAUCGGCUUGA
Messenger RNA from Fusarium subglutinans, 1647 nucleotides. RefSeq names its product centromere binding B. The transcript is spliced from 2 exons. Gene Ontology annotation, cellular component: nucleus. NCBI's taxonomy places the organism in Eukaryota, Fungi, Ascomycota, Sordariomycetes, Hypocreales, Nectriaceae. Gene Ontology annotation, molecular function: DNA binding. Bases 1 to 1647 code for a protein of 548 amino acids. The record is from RefSeq and is a predicted model, not a curated record.